Suillus subalutaceus is the source of this 1093-nucleotide messenger RNA. Its product is annotated as Rpr2-domain-containing protein. The coding region runs from base 76 to 708 and encodes 210 amino acids. The record is from RefSeq and is a predicted model, not a curated record. Gene Ontology annotation, biological process: tRNA processing. The transcript has 4 exons. Lineage: Eukaryota; Fungi; Basidiomycota; Agaricomycetes; Boletales; Suillaceae. Gene Ontology annotation, cellular component: nucleolar ribonuclease P complex.
AGACACUUGUCCCGGCAAGUCACCCGCCGGUUGAUGUAGCUCAAGGUUCCACCAGCACAAUACUACUAGGGUCAGAUGGGCAAACAGAACAAAGACGAUAUCCCAAACCUAAGCAGGGUUGGCAAUCGUGAUAUUAUCCAACGUCUCAACUUCCUCUACCAAGCCAGUGUUCUCCUCAAUGGCAUGACAGCUGACCCCUCCUCGCAGGUUCCGUUUAGCACUUGCGAAACCAACGACACGCAAGACCCACCGAAAAAAUGGCAAAAGAGGGUUGUGUCUACUGCGGAUCUGUCUAGGAGCUACAUAGACACGAUGAAAGUUGUCGGGCAGAAAACGAAUGUCAAGAUUGAUCCAACAGUCAAACGCGUUAUAUGUAAGGGAUGCCGUAUCGUGUUAAUACCUGGCACUUCCUCAACCGUGCGGGUGAAGAAUUCCAAAUCGCACGGGCACCUUGUUAUCCAUACUUGUAACUCUUGCAGAACAUCACGGCGAAUACCCGCGCCUCCAGUACUGGAUGCGAAUGAACCUGAAUCCAAAUCCACCACGAUGGACCGACUAGCUCCCGGUGCUGCAACUGGAAGUGCUUCGCGGUCAGCACAGUGUAGACAAAAGAGACCGCGCACGCCCCGUCUGGUACCCCACUUCGCUCGAGACCUAGGUCAUGUUAUUUUCCGAGGAAACGAGAAGUUACCCGAUGCUAUUCUGUGAGAUCAGACUGUAUCAUUUUAUGACUUGUCUGUUCCCACACCGGUACCCUACCAUCGAUUACUGAAGUUAGACAAUUCGUUCCUCUCAAUGAUAGGUUCGAAAGUGGAGAUCAUAGAGCUGGUGGUAGGGAAUACCAACGAGAAGUUUGAAGUUCACAGCUCCAGCACUAUCGCUAGCCCACGCCCCUCUCAAGCUAUAUUGAUGUGGGGAACGUUCUACAAAUCUGUCUCCGUAGAGCUGUAGAUAAUAAUAUCAUGAUGAUCAUAGUACUCACCCCACGGUCUAUGACGGCACGCUCAAUUAUCGUAACUAUGUAGUCGAACUCGCUGGCACUAGACGUAAAUAAGUUAGUCUUUAUGCAGAUAAAUCGUUCGGCACUGACCGU